Brienomyrus brachyistius is the source of this 1150-nucleotide messenger RNA. Its product is annotated as class A basic helix-loop-helix protein 9. The transcript has a single exon. Gene Ontology annotation, molecular function: RNA polymerase II transcription regulatory region sequence-specific DNA binding; DNA-binding transcription factor activity, RNA polymerase II-specific; protein dimerization activity. Gene Ontology annotation, biological process: developmental process; regulation of transcription by RNA polymerase II. Bases 323 to 1150 code for a protein of 275 amino acids. The record is from RefSeq and is a predicted model, not a curated record. NCBI's taxonomy places the organism in Eukaryota, Metazoa, Chordata, Actinopteri, Osteoglossiformes, Mormyridae.
CCCCCAUCGCAGGUAGCCACGCCACAUGGCUUUAAAAAGCCUCAUGCCUGCCUGGCUGGAAGGGAUGCCUCUGCUGACACGUAGAGGAGCGAGAGCCCCUGCAACAAGCGCGAGGGUAAACAGUGCAGUGCAAAGCGCUAACGCAGGGAGUUAAAGCAGCACUAACAUAGGCAGUUAGCAGAGUGCUGACACAGAACAAUUAGCGCAAUUAGUUAACAGAGCACUAUUGCAGAGUUGCAUACAGGAAGUGUGAGCUAACGCAGGUAGUUAGCGGGCGCAGCAAGGAAAGGCUUAGUCACGCACGUGCAGCUAGCAGGACAUCAUGGCCAGCAGGGCCAGCUUCACCGAGUCUGAGCUCUCCGAAGAAGAGGCUGAUGGGAGCCUUGUAGGCAUGGACGAUGGCAGCCCUAAGAAGUCCCACGCAGAGAGCGAGGAGAGCCCCAGCGAGCCGGAUGAGGCCAAGACAAGCAAGAAGAGGACGCGACCGGCCCGCUCCAAGGCACGCCGCGUGGCCGCCAACGUGCGCGAGCGCAAGCGCAUCCUGGACUACAACCAGGCUUUCAACGCUCUACGCGUGGCGCUCAAGCACGACCUCGGCGGCAAGCGGCUCUCAAAGAUCGCCACGCUGCGGCGCGCCAUCAACCGCAUCUCUUCGCUCUCUGUCUUCCUGCGUGCCCACCCUGCCGCCGGAGUGUGCGGCCCGUGUGCCCAUACCGAGUGCCGCAGCCAGCCAGAGGUGCCCAUGCCCAAGCCGGCCGGAGAGAGGAGCUUCCCAGCAACGGUGGACAUUUACCCAGCUCGGCAACACCAGUCCCAGCACCAACAACAGGUCCACGGCCACAUCCCGUCCCCAGAGGACCCGCUUUAUAUGGAUACCUCGGCUUUCCUGGGGCCGUUGUCCCCCCACUUCCCUGACGGCCAGUUCUGUGCGCCCCAUGGACACUAUGCCAGCCCCCGGGAUGAGCUCCGCGGUCUGCCCUAUUACGGCAACACCUGCAACGCCAGCCCAGGCUACCAGUUCGGGAGCAGGGCCACCUGCCACCAGAACCACAUGGACAACUUCUCCGACUCUGCGACCUCGUUGCCCUUUCACUGGCAGCUGGGCUACCUGCAGGGGGCGGGCUACCAGCAGUCCCUGUCCAUGCACUGA